Messenger RNA from Tarenaya hassleriana, 2157 nucleotides. RefSeq names its product casein kinase 1-like protein 12. Gene Ontology annotation, molecular function: protein serine/threonine kinase activity; ATP binding. Gene Ontology annotation, cellular component: cytoplasm; nucleus. The record is from RefSeq and is a predicted model, not a curated record. NCBI's taxonomy places the organism in Eukaryota, Viridiplantae, Streptophyta, Magnoliopsida, Brassicales, Cleomaceae. The transcript has 14 exons. Bases 489 to 1856 code for a protein of 455 amino acids. Gene Ontology annotation, biological process: peptidyl-serine phosphorylation; endocytosis; signal transduction.
GAAAGUGAAAGGAAAAGAUCCAACCUUUGAGAAACACCCCCUCUCUCUCUCUCUCUCUCUCUCUCUCUCUCUCUUUCUCUCUCUCUCUGUCCAUCGAAGCUCUCUUUUAUCCUUGUUACCAUUCUAGCGUCGGGAAAAAAAAAGCGUGAACAAAAAAACAGCAUUGGGUUGUGAGGAAUUAUUUGUUCCAGAUCGAGAGGUGGACGAAAAUGGUUAUUGCGUUUUGCUUUCUCUCCUUGUUUCCGCGAAUUAUUUGGCCCUAGUCGGCGAAAAAAAUCCGCGAAUUUUCAGCUUUUUCUUGUUUCAGGGAAUUGUAUUUGUGUGAAGCCCUGCAUUUUGUUUUAUGGAGAUUAUGAGUUGUUGGUGCGGCUGAUUCCGGUGUCGGAAAGGAGUUCUUUUGUUUAUUUGUAGAAAAUAAUUUCUAUUAUGAAUCAAAGGUAGGGCUUCAGAUUGUAAUUAGGGUUUCGGAAUUUGGGUCGUCGUCGUUGAUGGAACCCCGCGUGGGAAACAAGUUUCGCCUCGGCCGGAAGAUCGGAAGCGGUUCGUUUGGGGAGAUCUAUCUCGGUACCAAUGUUCAGACGAAUGAGGAGGUUGCAAUUAAGUUUGAAAACGUGAAAACAAAACAUCCACAGCUGCUGUAUGAAUCGAAGUUAUACAGGAUUCUGCAGGGAGGAACCGGGGUUCCGAAUGCCAAGUGGUUUGGAGUUGAAGGGGACUACAAUGUCUUGGCGAUGGAUUUGCUUGGACCGAGUCUUGAAGAUCUAUUCAAUUUCUGUAGCAGGAAACUCUCCUUGAAGUCGGUUCUCAUGCUUGCAGAUCAAAUGAUAAACCGUGUUGAGUUUGUCCAUUCAAAGUCGUUCCUUCACCGAGAUCUCAAGCCGGACAAUUUUCUCAUGGGCUUGGGAAGACGUGCAAACCAGGUAUAUAUCAUCGACUUUGGACUGGCUAAGAAAUACAGGGAUAGUACAACCCAUCAGCACAUUCCGUACAGGGAGAAUAAGAAUUUGACUGGAACAGCAAGAUAUGCAAGCAUGAACACUCACCUAGGAAUCGAGCAAAGUCGAAGAGAUGACCUAGAGUCUCUUGGCUAUAUCCUCAUGUACUUCCUAAGAGGAAGUCUUCCGUGGCAAGGACUGAAAGCUGGAACGAAGAAACAAAAGUAUGAGAGGAUCAGUGAAAAGAAAGUCUCUACAUCCAUCGAGGCCUUAUGUCGUGGUUACCCAUCUGAGUUCGCGUCCUACUUCCAUUACUGCCGAUCGCUCCGUUUUGAUGAUAAACCAGACUAUGCUUAUCUCAAGAGAAUAUUCCGGGAUCUCUUUAUCCGCGAAGGGUUUCAGUUUGAUUAUGUGUUUGACUGGACCAUCUUGAAGUAUCAACAAUCCCAACUGACUGCUCCCCAGACUCGUGGCAUCAACCCUGCUGUGGGAACAAGCGCAGGGUUGCCUCCGGGCAUUUCCAGCAUCGACCGAUACACGGGUGAGGAAGAAGGGCGUCCAAUUGGUUUGGACUCGUCGAGGAGGAGAAUGUCAGGUGCUCUUGAUAACUCCGGGAACCUUUCGAACCAUCAGAGGAUGGGCGAGUCAGCCAUGGCUAGAGAGACCAUGCAUAUGCCGAGCUCAUCGCUGUUUGCUCAAUCGGCCGGAUCUUCACGGAGGGUGACCGGUGGAAGCAGCCGGGAGGCGUUUCUGGCAGUGGACGAACUUCAGAGGAGCCGUGGUGGGGCCAUACCCAGAAACUCGCCGGUCGGGUUGUCCGAGUCGAAGAGGUCUUCCUCCACCAGAAGGCACUACGAAACCACCAUCAAAGGCAUCGAGACCCUUCAAGUCAAGGACGAAAGGCUCCACCAUCAUCACUGAUUCCCUCACAAAGAAAACGAUGCGUAAGUUGCUCGGGCGGGUGUAAAACGAUGUCGUUUAGAAAAAAAGCUUAUUUUUAUUUUUACCUUUAUUUUUUUUACUCCCCUUUGGAAAUGUUAUGAGCCUUUUUCUUUUACUAUUUUAUUGUUUUUUUUUUUGGGUUGAUCAGAAUGGUUGUCUUUAUCCCUGUGUGUGUGUGUGUGAGAGCAGUAAACGACGGAUGAGACAUUCUACAUGUUCAUGGUGGCAUUAAACAGUCAUCCCUUCUCCGACCAUGUGGUGUCAUUAUGUUUCGGAUUUA